Messenger RNA from Bombus pyrosoma, 2537 nucleotides. RefSeq names its product ras-related protein Rab-5C (gene Rab5). The coding region runs from base 554 to 1198 and encodes 214 amino acids. The record is from RefSeq and is a predicted model, not a curated record. Lineage: Eukaryota; Metazoa; Arthropoda; Insecta; Hymenoptera; Apidae. The transcript has 5 exons. Gene Ontology annotation, molecular function: GTPase activity; GTP binding.
GGUGGUAAACUAUUGCGUGUGAUCGUGACUUUCGGAUUUGACGUUGUAAAUGAAAGUGUUGCAGCACUGUGUGUACCGUGUGCGUGACUUGGACCUUGAUUCUUUACAGUGCGAUCAACUUUGAUUUUAAUCUUCAUUCCGUUAGGUUGCAGAGACAUCGGUACCAUCCAUCUUGUCGAGAAAAGUGCCAUUUGGAACAGUUAUUGUUUUUCCGAAAAGUGGCGAAAGAUCUUAAUUCUCCGAACGUAUAAGGAGGAAUGUGAAAAAAAUCAACAAGCUUCAUAGAGCCGUGUAAUCUGCCCUCUGUGUGUGUGUGUGUAUGUGUGUGUGUGUGUACCAACCGGAGCUGUCAUAAAUGUACACAUUCUAUAUAGAUUGCACGAUCUAUGCUCGGUUAGUGGGCCGAUUUACUCAAGACAAGUGAUCGUAUCUGACGCGCGGCAGUGAAUUGACAUUAAUCAUCGUCGCGCGGUGUUGUGCGCUCAUCGACCGUCUAAAGAGCUAGUGCCGCAUUCUUAUUCGACGGCGAGCUUCCUCACGCUAGCAGGUGAUCAUGGCUAAUCGGGGUACAGCCCAGAGGCCAAAUGGUUCAACACAAGGGAAGAUAUGUCAGUUUAAGCUGGUAUUACUUGGAGAAUCUGCUGUGGGAAAAUCAAGUCUUGUCUUGAGGUUUGUGAAAGGACAGUUCCAUGAGUACCAAGAAAGUACUAUUGGAGCUGCGUUUUUAACACAAACUGUAUGCCUGGAUGAUACAACUGUAAAGUUCGAGAUUUGGGAUACAGCAGGGCAGGAACGUUAUCAUAGUCUUGCACCAAUGUAUUAUCGUGGUGCGCAGGCAGCCAUUGUUGUAUAUGAUAUAACAAACCAAGACACAUUUGUACGUGCUCAAACGUGGGUGAAGGAACUGCAACGACAAGCCAGUCCAAGUAUAGUUAUAGCACUAGCUGGAAAUAAAGCCGAUCUUUCAAAUAAAAGAGUUGUAGAAUUUGAUGAAGCUCAAACUUAUGCAGAUGAAAAUGGCCUUCUUUUCAUGGAAACUUCAGCCAAAACAGCAAUGAAUGUUAAUGAUAUAUUUUUGGCAAUUGCUAAGAAACUUCCAAAGAAUGAACAAUCAGGAAAUGCAAGUACAAGUGGUCAAGGUCGCCGAUUAGUUGAGACAGAAGGACAAAAGGCAGCAACUGGCAAUUGUUGCAAGUGAUUAUCCAAAUCUGUACGUGUCAAAUAUAUAUUGGUAUACACUUUUAUAUUAGUUACAAUUUGACACCUUCGUGAUAAACAAUGGUGAAAGAUAUAAUAUCCUUGAAAGAAUCACAAAACAAUUAAUAUGUGCAUCAGAUAUGAGUCCAGCAUUUGAUAUAAUAUUGUAGUAUACUAUGUCCACAUAUUUUUAUAAUACUAAGAUAUAUAAUGAAUAGAUACUAAUGAUUAUCUUGCAAUGAUAUAAAUGAUUUGAUAUUAAUUAGGUUAAAAUUUAAACAUUUUAUGGGGCACUGUAUGCAAAAUUUUGUAUUAGUAUUGUGAGACAUGAGUAGAUAUUGCUGUAGUAUAUUUCUUGUUAUGUUUAAUAUUUUUAUUGCAUGUGCUUUUGACUUGUUUCAUUUUUAAUAUUUAUUAAACAAGUAAAAAAGACGUAAACAUCAAAAUUUGGAUUAUAUUAAUAAUAAUAUUAUUUCAUAUUAAAUCAUUGAAUAUCUAAAAUAAUCAUCAUUAUAGAGGACAAAAUUGACAUUUUACAUUAAAAAGUUUGUUUAUGUAUAUAAGUCUACUGAAUUUUUAAGACAUAACAGACAAUAUGAGUAGAUUUCAUAAAUUCUAUAUUUUCAUCAGAAAAUAAGUUAUUAAUAGUUAAAAAAUCAUUUAUGAUAUUAGAAACUAUAAAAACUGAUGACUUUUUUAAACCUCACAAUUGCAGUAAGAUUCUUGUCUGUUAUAAAUUUGUUUUAGCACAAUUUUAAGAUAAAUAUUUAUAAAUAACUAUUUUGGCAUUUAAUAUGCACUAUACGUUUAGAACAAAAAUUAUAUUUAUAUAAGUAUAUUUCUGCAUAAUAUAUCGUUGUAUAUUACAUAGCUUCGUAGAUCAACUAUUGCAGUGAAUAAUGCGCAGUCCAAUUCGCAUUUUUUCCCGUUUUUAUUUGUAUACUUUUAAUGAGUCUGUUGUUGUAUUUUAUCAUCUGUCGUGUUGCAGAACAUGGAUAUAUAUAUUUGCACUUGAUUGGAAAUAAUGCAUAAUUAAAAUUCUCCAUCAGAAUUAGAAAAUUUCUCUUUUUUUAUACGUUAUAUAUUAAAUUCUACAAGAUUCUAUUACAAAGUAACGUUAUAUAUUGUAUGCUUAAAAAUGUUACAUACUAUUCUUAUUUCAUUUAGUUUUUAUACUUAUUAUUUGAUUAAAACACGAAUAACAUACAUUUAUAAUAUUAAUUAUACCGUUAAAUAUUAGAUACAAGAGAGUAAAAAUAUCCUUGUAAUAUAUUUACAAUUUUAUUAAGAUUUGCUACUGUAAAUCAUAAAUUGAUAUUAAAGAAAGUGUUAAUUUCUUA